Molecule: messenger RNA, 3192 nt
Organism: Leucoraja erinaceus (little skate)
Lineage: Eukaryota; Metazoa; Chordata; Chondrichthyes; Rajiformes; Rajidae
Gene: dedd
Product: death effector domain containing
Exons: 4
Coding region: 1964-2899 (311 amino acids)
Biological process (GO): apoptotic process; regulation of apoptotic process; extrinsic apoptotic signaling pathway via death domain receptors
Cellular component (GO): nucleolus
Molecular function (GO): DNA binding; protein binding
Source: RefSeq, a predicted model, not a curated record
ACUGAUUUCAACAGAUUUAUGUUUUCAUACAUUUUGCCUUUGGCACCGCUGUCCGCUGUGCUCUGUGGGUAAUGUAGUCCAAUUGACUCUAAUACGUGUAGAAACAAGUACAAACAAGGAACUCCAGAAGGAAUCACGAGAGAAUCACUGAAGGAAGAUCUCGACCUAUCCUUUUUCUCCUGAGAUGCUGCCUGACCCGCUGAGUUAUUCCAGUAAUUUGUGUCUAUCUUCAAUAAAUUGCAGAUGCUGGUUUACACAAAAAAUAAAUAAAGUUCCGUAGUAACUCAGCGGGUCAGGCAGCAUCCUUGGGAGAACGUGGAUAGGUGACGUUCCGGGUACAAACCAUCUUCAGACUGAGAGUCAGGGGAAAGCUGUGACACUCCGCCCGGAAACCACUCAUUCUCCUCCGGCUCUGCCUUGUUGACGUUAUGGGAAUUGUAGUCCCGCACAAAAAAAAGAGCAGGCAAGUCGAAAAUAGCCCUUUCUUAACCAGAGUACAAUUCCCAAAAGGCAGUUUCAACCAUUCGACGAGGCCACUAAUCGGCUUGUCCUAUGGUAUUGCAGGCAAUUUCACAGCGACAUUGCCGAUACAGGUGGCCCUGCACAAACCUACGCCUCUCAUUUAACAGCGCACAACCAUCAUACGAACUGGCCACACCAUCUCCCCCGUCCGCACCUUUUCACCAGGAUCUUUGCUUUUCACAGUCAACACAGCUGCUUGGUGGGAGUCGUAGUCCAAUCCUUUUACGUCCCGUCAAUGCUGACGGCCGGCCGCGCACACGGAGACUACAACUCCCGAGCGGCAUCGCGGUUCCACCCAUUUCCAGCUGAGGAAGAUGGCGACGGCAGCGUUGAACAAGCGGAGGAGGCGGUAGCUACGGCGCUGAAAACGAAGGAGAUACGCCGCAGACGGACGAGGGAGGUGUUUUGCAAAAAGGACAAAAAUAUAAAAGGAGCAGAAGAUAUUGGGUGAAACUCCACCAUCCCCCAAGCUCCCACUCCAUUGGUCAGAACAACUAAGAUAUUGAGUAGGAAGCCCCUUCCCAUCAGCCUGGGCCUGGUGUUUGGCGUCUUCUCGCUCCCCAACUCUUCAACAAGACUACUCUGGGCUGGUAGCCUGAUAUUGCCCAGAACUACAAGAGAAACACAAUCUACUACGCUGUCCUCCCUCGCUUUCUGCAGCAAGGUUUUGAUUGGUUCGUGGGUUAUAUUCUCCUUUUUCGACCGGUUGCCUUUUCUUGCCAUCCAUCCACGAAGCUCAAAGUCUGCCUUGAGCAGCCUCUACUGAGCACCCAACUUCCACAUUUUAACCCGAAGACUCUGUUUAACCUUCCCUCUCUUGUCAAAAACUUAACUUUUUCGCUCGGUUGUUUUGUUUAGCCUUUAAGCCACUAUUGGUAGACUGGCUGGACUUUUGUUACGAAGCAACAUAUUUAUUGGCUCUUUUCAUUAGGAGAAAGGUUAAAAUCAUCAAUUUGAAGAUAUUCUGAUCCCCUGAUAAUUAUUACAAAGGAGGGCUCCAGUGCAUUGCACCCACAUACUUUUUGGUGCUGAUUUUAACUCCAAGGGAUCUAACCUCUUCCAUCCUCAGUCUGAACUCUUCUUCACUACAACAAAGUUACUUUGCCCUGCUAACCUCUUACCCCACCUCUCCUUUAAAUCCCAUCUGCUAGUGAAGGCUUUGAUAACGCCCCCCUCCCCCUUCCCCCCUUUGCAGAGUCUGUCUGGGCUAGGUGUAGUGUAAAAAAGUUGGGAAGGCCUUUCGUAGGAAGGCAGGGAUUUCUCCUGAGUUGGUGGGGGAGAGGGGGGGGGGAUGUGAUGCAACACGAGAGAGUCUGACUGCCCGGUGUCGCACUCACGAGUCCCCCUCUUGCAAGAAAGAGGUGGGGGUGGGGGGAGGUGAUUUCUGUGCACAGGGGAGGUGUUUCUCUUCAUCGCCCACUGCCCCCUCACCCCUUCCUCCAUGGCGGCCAGUGGGAAGAGGAGUGGCCAGCAGUGGCCGGAGGAGCAACUGAGCAAGCAGCACGGGCUGCACUCGUUACACCGCAUGUUCCAGAUCGUGGGAGCCCAGCUCACCCACCGGGACGUCCGCGUCCUCUCCUUCCUCUUCGUCGACGUCAUUGCUGACUACGAGCGGGGACUGAUCCGCAGCGGCCGUGACUUCUUCCUGGCCCUAGAGCGGCAGGGCCGCUGUGAUGAGACCAACUUCCAACAUGUUCUGCAACUCCUGCGCAUCAUCACCCGACACGACCUGCUGCCCUACGUCACACUUAAGCGGCGCAAGACCGUAUCGCCGGAUCCCGUGGAUAAAUACCUGGAGCAGAGUUCCGUCACCUAUGUCAUGCCCCGAAGCUUGGCUGCUGAGGGAGCGACAGAGCACAACAAACCAGGUCGGCUGUUGUGCUGUUCCCCUGUUGUGUCCCAUCCCCUCCGACAGAGACUGUACCAGGGCCGUGGUGCAGGGGGCCGGCGGGGAAAGCAGAAGACCACCGUGCUGGACAGCAAGGAGAAGCAAACCUGUGACAUCCGGCUUCGUGUGAGGGCCGAGUACUGCCAGCACCAGACAGCGCUGGAGGGCAACGUCUUCUCCAACAAGCCGGGCCGGCUGGAGCGCCAGUUCGAGCGCUUCGCCCAGGCUAACACCAUCCUCAAGUCCCGGGACCUUGGCUCCAUCAUCUGCGACAUCAAGUUCUCCGAGCUCACCUACCUCGACGCCUUCUGGAGGGACUACAUCAACGGCUCGCUGCUCGAGGCCCUCAAGGGCGUCUUUAUCACCGACUCCCUCAAGCAGGCCGUGGGCCAUGAGGCCAUCAAGCUGCUGGUCAACGUGGACGAGGAUGACUAUACGGCAGGCAGGCAGAGGUUGCUACACAACCUCAUGCUGCAGCACGGGCCCUGAGGGGCAGGGGCGUGGGGGGCACCUCCAACACACAGGCCUGGAGGGUGGUGUGUGCUCCGCUCUUCUCCCCUCUAACCCCCUCCCUUUAUCUAAGCCCUCUCCUUCUCUCUAUCCCUGUCACUGCUGCUCCUCUAACUCUGUUCCUUUCUCCAUCUACUCGCCAUUCCUCAGGUCUCCCCCACUCACUCACUCCCCUCCACGUUUGCUGACUAAACCCUCCAUCUCACGCCCUCCUCCCCCUUGGCACCCGCCUCUUGCCCCCCACCCUGUGCCCAUUUCCUCCCCCUUUUUCC